AUGGCUCUUGUUGGAAAGGAAUCUCGCAUUGUUGAAUUGGCUAACAAGAUCAGCCAUUCCGUCACUCAACUGCAGUCCGUUUUUGACGCUCAAGGUCUACCUCCACCCUCAUUCGAUGAGAACGCCAUUAUAACGAUUCCCCGAGAAGGCGCUGAAGCUCAAGAUGCUGUACUGGAUGCCACAGCUGAGCUGCAUGACUUGCUUCUGGAACCCACAACUCUGAUCUUGAAGCAUAGUGCGAACAACAGUGUAGGCAGCCUCGGUUUUGUCUCCCGCUUUGAUAUCCCAAACAUGCUGCCCCUUGGUGGUCGCCUGACGUUUUCAGAAAUCGCGGAGAAGACAGGGUUCAAGGAAAGUGUCGUGUCGCGGUUCAUACGUGACUGUGUAUGUAUGCGCAUUUUCUGCGAGCCUGAGCCAGGCGUCGUAGAGCAUACCAAGGCGUCAAAGGCCCUCCGUGCCCCGUGGUUCUUGGCUUUCGUUAGGGCAGGCGCCGAGGAAGGAUGGGGCACUAUGUUCAAACUUGUGGAAGCACUUCAGAAAUGGCCGAACUGCGAGGAACCAGACCAAACCGCUUUCAACAUCAUGAACAAUACCACUGGAUCAUACUUUGAGAAUGUGGCAAACGACCCAGCGAGGGCUGCCCGAUUUGGGGCAGGAAUCGCGAUUCAGUGGGAAUUCCCGGGAUACCAGCUAGACUAUCUCUUAGACGGCUAUGACUGGGCCGCUCUGGGCCCCACCAAGAUGAUUGACUUAGGGGGAUUCAAAGGCAGGAUCUCCAUCGCACUCGCUGAGCGAUACCCCAACCUUGACAUACUAAUCCAGGAUAUGGGCAUGAACAAGGAUGAAGCCCAUGCGGCUGUGCCAGACAAACUGAAAAGCCGCAUCAAUUUUAUGACGCAUGACAUGUUUCAGACCCAAACUGUUGGCGCUGACGUCUACUACAUUCGACAAGUGCUUCAUGACUGGCCAGAUAAGUACGGUAUAAAGGUGUUGCGGGCACAGAUUCCGGUUCUAAAGAAGGGUGCCCGAAUCCUAUUGAAUGAAUCUCUUCUACCUGAGGUUCCAGGUAGUUCUCUCCCUCUGUGGAAGGAGAGAGACUUGAGGACGAUGGACAUGGGACUGAUUGCCACCAUGAAUGGUUCCGAGCGAACUUUGAACGAAUGGAAGCGGAUGGUUGCCGAGGCAGACCACCGAUUCGUUGUCAAGCAUGUGUUCCAACCUAUUGGAUCCAUGUUGGCGAUAAUCGAAAUCGUUUGGGAACCUUAA
This is a messenger RNA of Neoarthrinium moseri, 1266 nucleotides long. RefSeq lists its product as uncharacterized. The transcript has 5 exons. The record is from RefSeq and is a predicted model, not a curated record. Gene Ontology annotation, molecular function: O-methyltransferase activity. Lineage: Eukaryota; Fungi; Ascomycota; Sordariomycetes; Amphisphaeriales; Apiosporaceae. The coding region runs from base 1 to 1266 and encodes 421 amino acids.